Trichosporon asahii var. asahii CBS 2479 is the source of this 1794-nucleotide messenger RNA. RefSeq lists its product as uncharacterized. The transcript has 14 exons. Bases 1 to 1794 code for a protein of 597 amino acids. Gene Ontology annotation, biological process: oxaloacetate transport; thiosulfate transport; malate transmembrane transport. The record is from RefSeq and is a predicted model, not a curated record. Gene Ontology annotation, molecular function: antiporter activity; sulfate transmembrane transporter activity; thiosulfate transmembrane transporter activity. NCBI's taxonomy places the organism in Eukaryota, Fungi, Basidiomycota, Tremellomycetes, Trichosporonales, Trichosporonaceae.
AUGAGCUCAGAGAAGACCGCCGUCGCCGCCGGCGUCCCGCCCCCCGUCGCCAAGAAGCCCUACCCCUUCUGGCUCGGAGGUGUCGCUGCAUCCAUCGCCGGUGCCAUCACCCACCCCCUCGACCUGACCAAGGUCCGUCUCCAGGUCACGGGCGAGAAGCACAUGAUCAAUGAGAUCAAGAAGACCGUUCAGACUUACGGCAUCCGAGGACUCUACGACGGACUGACGGGAACGCUGCUCCGACAGAUGACCUACUCCAUGAUGCGUUUCGCGGCGUACGACCAGGUCAAGGGCCUGAUGCACAAGGAGGCCGGCCCUCCCCCCGCGUGGAAGAUGGGCGUCGCCGGCUCCAUCGCCGGAGGUAUCGCGGGCACGCUCGGCAACCCUGCCGAGCUGAUGAUGGUGCGCAUGCAGGCCGACCGUGCCAAGCCGCCAGCCCAGCGCUACAACUACCGCAACUCGGUCCAGGGUCUGUACCGCAUGGCCGUUGACGAGGGUAUUGCCUCGUGGUUCCGUGGUGUCGGCCCCAACUCCCUCCGCUCCGUCCUCAUGAACGCGUCCCAGCUCGGUGCCUACGACUGGUUCAAGUCCCAGCUCCAGCGCUUCAUGCAGGACGGCCCUGCCCUCCACUUCCUCGCCUCGUUCGGUGCCGGUACCUUCGCCACGACUGUCUGCUCGCCCGCCGACGUUCUCAAGUCCCGUAUCAUGAACGCUUCCAACAACGAGGGCGUCGCCCAGGUCCUCAAGACCGGUCUCGCCAAGGACGGCCCCCUCUUCCUCUUCAAGGGAUGGACUCCCGCAUGGAUCCGUCUUACCCCGACGACCAUUCUUAUCUCGAGCACGCCACAGCUUGCCCUCCGACGUUAUCGAGCUGACAUUCAGUCCUCACCCUCGAGCAGCUCAAGGCCGGUGUCGACCGCUACCGCAAGGCCGGCGGCACCCUCCUCUAAGCGCAUGCCCGAAUCGCCUAAGUCGAGGAUCUACCCCCACCCUCACCCUAAAUCUCUAGCAAACAACAACAACGACCCCCAGCAAAACUGUAGAAACGGCCUCAUUUGGUUUAUGGAUGAUAUCCUUAUGUUUCAUCAUCCCCACUUCACUCACCUUCCCACCACUUCCUACAGCGACUCACCACUUCCUACAGCGACUCGACAAGGGUCGCCAACGUCCAUCAUCGCCGCCGACCAGAGUACACCUCUCGACAAGAAGCACGUACCGCAAGUUGGACCGGUAAGCUGCCAUGAUUCUGUCCAACAAGCUGACACCCAGGAAGAGGUGUACGCUGAAAGGGCCGUCCGUGGUCUAGAAGCUAACUCCCAGAGAGUCGAAGGGUGUGCUUUGGUACUCCUCCUGAAGCUGCCAGUUCUGGGACAGAUGCUCAGGGGCAUAGCUCAUUCCAGCUCUCCCUCUCCCAAUCGUGCCUCUGAUCGAGCUGAUUUCAGUCAUCUCCUGGUGAACAUGUCGUCGUCCCCUGAAGCAUCUGAGGAGGCAGGUACGCUUCUCCGAAGUGCGCUCGAGCCGACUCCAGCGCGGACUGCAGCGCCGAUGGACGCCGAAAUGGGUGAGACGGGAGAGAAGGGAGAGAAGGGAGAGAAGGGAGAGAAGGGUGAGCUUAGACAGGGUAAGCCUCAAGCUGAUUUCCAGUCUCAACGCCUGCUCCCGUUGCCGAGACCGAGGGCGGAGACGCAGACGAGAAUGGUACGCUACAUGCCCCCAUCCCGAGCUGACACCAGACGAGCUGACACCAGAGGGUACGCUGUCACGGUUGAUUUGGAGCUGAAUCCCAGUCCCUGA